Messenger RNA from Hyposmocoma kahamanoa, 5179 nucleotides. It is a transcript of the gene Cln7, whose product is annotated as major facilitator superfamily domain-containing protein 8. The transcript is spliced from 7 exons. The record is from RefSeq and is a predicted model, not a curated record. Gene Ontology annotation, molecular function: transmembrane transporter activity. Bases 241 to 1869 code for a protein of 542 amino acids. Gene Ontology annotation, cellular component: lysosomal membrane. Gene Ontology annotation, biological process: transmembrane transport. Lineage: Eukaryota; Metazoa; Arthropoda; Insecta; Lepidoptera; Cosmopterigidae.
CGGUCGUGAAUCAGUCCGGUUCGCGGCGGCGCGGAGGUGCGUUGCGUGGCGACUCUGCGGGCCCAUCCAGUGAUACGAUACAAUUCUUUGUUUACUUUCGUUACGUUACGAUACGGGCUCGCAGUUACUUUAGUUUGUUUCUAGCAAAAAAAAUGCUCAGCAGUGGGAGCCGAGUGGGUUACUGUAUAGAAAGUGUACGUGACGCGGGGGCGAGGGGGCGGUAGUAAGAGUGAAGAUAACAUGGAGUGGCUGAAGGCGCUGCGCGGGAGUCGUGUACGCGACGAGCGUGAUCUAUACCGCGUUGUUCAGGCCCGAAAGUUGGCUGCAGACGGAGGAGCCGCAGCGGUGGUGAUGGAAGCAAUGGACGAGGUGGAGAAUGGCGCUGCAGAGACGGCACUGACGCAACAGCCGUCGAUCGAGGAUGCACGCUCGAGACGCGAACGCUGGCGCAGCGUCUACAUCAUCUACUUCACCAUGUUCCAGAUGUCGCUGGGAUUCAGCAUUGUGCUCACCGGCGUCUGGCCCUAUCUCGAUAAGCUGGAGCCAGGUUCGUCGAAGGAAGUCUUGGGGCUGGCGGUGGGAGCAAACCCUCUGGGGCAGCUGGUGUUCUCGCCGGUGUUCGGAUGGUGGGCCAACCGGGCCGGAUCUGUGCGUGCGCCGCUGCUGGCCUCGCUUGUGCUGUUCGUGCUCGCCAGCGCACUCUAUGCACAGUUGCACCUCACGCGUCCCUACGCCAGCUACUGUAUGGUCUUUGCGCGGUUUCUCGUCGGUGUGAGUUCAGCGAACAUAGCGGUGGCGCGGUCGUACCUGUCAGCGGCGACGAUGGUGCGCGAGCGCACGCGCGCCGUGGCGGUGGUGUCGCUGGCGCAGGUGCUGGGCUUCGUGGUGGGGCCGGCGCUGCAGGCGGCCGCGGCGCCGCUGGGCGGCGGCGAGCCGUACGCGCCGCCCGGCGCCGGGGAGCGCCCGGUGCGCCUCGACAUGUACACGGCCGCCGGCUGGAUCAACGCGCUGCUUGGCCUCGUCAACUUCGCGCUCUUUCUGCCUUGCUGUUUCAAGGAGCGGCGUGUGGCCGCGAGAGAGGCCAUGCUCGUCCACGGGAAACAAUCGGAAAAAGAAGCGCUCAAGGAGUUGAAACCUGACUACGUGAGCAGUUGGACGCUGAUUGCGGCGUUUUUCGUACUGGUAUUCAACUUCGUGCUGCUGGAGACGCUGGCCACUUCGCUCACCAUGGACCAGUUCGCAUGGAGUAAGAAGCAGGCACUAGAGUACAUGGGUCUCCUUAUGAGCGCCGGAGCCGUCGUUGCUUGUGUCACCUUUGCUCUUAUCGGACCGCUCACCAGAAUAUUCGAGGAGAGGGCUUUGCUGUUGUGGGGCGGGUUCUUGCUGACAGGGCUGGCAUCUAUAUGGUGCGUACCCUGGGGCCCGGGGCCGCCGCCGUUGGCACCCCCGAACGCGGCCGAAGCGGGCGGCGGCUGCCCGCAGGAGGCCCAGCCGUGGUGUGCCACUUCGCGCGCUCUCACGCUGCCGCAAUUCCUACUGGGCUACGCGUGCGUCUCUGUCGGAUACCCGCUCGGCGUCACACUCAUACAGACCAUCUUCUCCAAGGUGCUAGGCCCGAGGCCGCAGGGCGUGUGGCAGGGGCUGCUCACGGGCGCGGGGUGUCUAGCCCGCGCGCUGGGCCCCUUGUUUGUGGCGGCGGUGUACGCGAGGCGCGGACCCGACGCCACUUUCGGCGUCACCGCGGGGCUGACGCUGGCCGCGUUGAUGGCGCUGCGGCUGGUGUAUUCGCGCCUGCGCCCCCCCGCCGCACCCGCCGCACCCGCCGCACCUGAGGCGCGCGAGCUGCAGCCGCUCGGCGCUGACGCGUGACCAACGCCGGCCGUAUGCCGCGCGCCGGUGACACCUCCAAAAGAUUAAAUCGUUGAAUUGUUGAUAAUUAUUUAUUAAGACAUGAACGUGUUAAUAAGAGCCAAUGCACAGGGCAUAUUUUAAACGCGCCGACGAUGCGCGUUUUACGAACGCGCCUUUACAGCGCCGUGAACGUGAGUCGUCUGCGAGUAUUCGCGCCGCAGACGCACUGUAGUGAAUUGAUGAAAACACGCGCAAAUAUCGUGUUGCAAGCAAGUAGCUUUUAUAUACUCCACUGUAGUUUACACUUAGAAUUUCAUGUAGUUACUUCAUUUCAAAAACUAACUGAAAUUAACAAACAAAUCUCAUAACAUCUAUCUCUUAUCAAAAUGCACGAUACAUGCGCGCGGCUGCAGCGCUCGUAUAUGCGGAAAUACGCCGUGUGCAUGGGCUCUUAGGUUCUUCAAUUCCAUCGAUAAACGAAGUUUCCGUAUUUUUGAGUUGCUGAGUCCCGAUUGGAUUGCUGAUAAAUAGUUAAACGCGCCACUCAUAAAAUUGUUAAUCCGAGCGGGUAAGCACCCAUGUUGUACCUGCAUAUGUUACAUAGGUAGUUUCUAAAAUUGUAUAUAACAAGAGGCACGUACCUAUACCUACUAUUAUGCUUAGUACUAUAUUAGUACUUAGUAUUAUACGUACCUACAUAUAUGUAGUUACUGAGUGGUUAAGUAGGUAAUAUGAUUGUUAAUCAGUCGAUAGAUUCGUACUGGAGACGUCACGUGAUAGUGAUACGCAUCAGGAAUAUAAGACUGAUAGGCUACUUUGCCAUAUUUUCGUUGUACAUAAAGUACUUUAAUGUUCUCGUACUAUUGUAUAGACAACAUUUUUGUUUUACUUAAGUACAUACAACAUAUUAUUUGUGCGUAUUUUUGAUAAUGUAAUUCGGUGACGAGGGAAACAGCAAAAUAAAAGCAGCGGACGCGGUGACAAUUUAUCGCCCGCUCAAUCUUGAACUAGAGAGUAAAAAGUAACACUAUCAUGAUAUCAAGUAACACUAUAAAAUGUUUUAUAUCAGAUAUUUGGGAUCCGUUCAUUAUGCCCCUGGUUGCUUUUGCUCCCGUUUUGUUUGCACCCGAUUCAUUAGUAUAAAUCUAAUUCAAAGCAAUUUUAAUUAAAUGUAUUAGUAUGCACAAAAGUGCUUUUCCUAAAAUAAUAAAAUUUUGAUAGGUGUGUAAUAUUAUUAGCAGAAAAAGUCGUUCUAUAUAUGUUCGAUCUUUGUAUUAACAAUCAGAAUAAACAAAAUAAUCAAUAAUUGGUAGGUACGUGUAAUUGUAAUUUAUCAUUUUAUUAUUAUUUAUUUAUUAUAUGGACAACAAAACAGAUAACAAUGAAAUCACAUUUGUAAGAGUUAAAUAUAACAUAAGUUCUGUACUAGAUUGUAACCCUACUUAUGUUGACAGAUCAUUAUAAAGUAACAAGAAAGAUCUACUCUUCACAAUUUGCUAGUAAUAAUUUACUUACUUAUUAAUAUUCCUGAUCAAUGCAAGGGUCAGUGGAGAAGAAAUCUAGUCUUGUCGACAGUCCAUGGUUAGUCGUUUGAAUUUGACAUUUAAGGCAGAUUCCGAUUGGGGCGAUACCAAUCUUGUCAAAUGUAACCUCAGAAUAUUUAUUUUGUGAUCUGAGAAUGUAAUGCUAUCAAAACGCAGGCGUGUCUAUUCUCCACAGAAACGGAGUCAAUUUGACCUGGCUCCGACUUUUUGUGAUAUCUCCAUACCGAAAACCGACAGCCUCUACUUGGAAUGGUACCUGUCGUCUAAUUUAUACUUCGGCAGUUGCAUCGAAUCCAUGACCCUUUUUUGGUCAUGGAUUCAAUGCAACUGCCUGCCAUGAAGCUUGGCGUCCUCUCCAGGGUGAGGCGUUACUUCACACCGCGAUAGUUGCUUCAACUGUACCAAGCACAAGUCCGGUCAUACAUGGAGUACUUCAGCCACCUAUGGAAUGGCUAUCUUACAUACGAGUAGGUACCAAUUGGCCACUUUGGAUUCAAUCGACAAGCGCAAGUCAAGAGGCGUUUAAGUGACACAGAUUUAGUAGAGGUGAAGCUGCAUAGACUUGAACACCGUCUUAAAGUUACCUUACUUUACGGUGUUUCGCCUCGUCGCUAUUCGAGAUGGGAAUGCGGGUACGCAACCGCACACUAGCUGUUGUGGGUAUAUUCCAAAGAUUCGCACGAAGCGUUUCGCUUCCACAUUUAUAUUUAUAUGGAUGGAGGUCAAAUGCGCACUUAUUUACUUAUAUAAAACUCACUAAUUUAUUAAAUACAAAAACGAAAUGGGUUUGGGUGAAUACAUAUGGACGUGUUGGGCGAGUUACUAGUCCUUUAAAUAUUCUGAAUCUUGAGUGAAAAAUAUUCAAAUCGGAGCUUUUCAUAGAUAUCUAGUCGUAAAGUCGACACAUUCCUGUCAGGGGAUUUUAUAAGGAAAUGUUAUUCUUAUACGUUCGCAGGGUAAAUGUCUUGUUAAAUAUUUGGGAAUUACGCCUUGUGCAGAUGUCUAUUUUACUUAAAAGGUAAGAAGAGUCAAUUUCGCCAUGAAUAAUCUUAUUGAAUUACAUAUUUUGUCAAUUAUAUGUAUAUGUCAAUUAUAUAUUUUAUCGCACUUAAUACUUAAAAAUAAUUUUAUACGAUAAUAAACACGAAAUAUUUUUUUAUGAUACCAAGCCGCGCGACGAACUAGUCGUGCGCCUGGUGGUAAGUGACACGCCUGUCGACAACAGUGGUAGUGCCACUCAGACUUUCAAUUACAAAGAACAACGGGCGUAAUGACGCCCGUCACCCUGAGACAUAAGUUGACAUGUCCCAUGUGCCUGUAAUUUCACCAGCACUUACCCUUCAAAACCGACAUGCAGCAAUGCUCACAUUACUGCUUGGCGCCAGGAAUACGUAAGGUGGCAGUACUUUCCUGUAUGAACUCUUUUCACAAGGAGCUCUGCUGUCACUGCUACUAAGCUACUAUGUAUUAAUGGUACUUACACGUACCUGUACAUGAAUAAUUCGCAUUUUAUUUUAUGUAGGUAUUAUUUUGUCGUCUUACCAAUUCGAGCUUUUUGACAACCAAUAAUUAAGAAAUAAGUGCAUCAUACGUACAUACUUAAAUUAAUAAGUUCUUAAACAUUUAAGUUGUCAACAGUAUUUAAUGCAAGCAAACUCGUAUCUGACAAUAAAUAUAAUAAUAACAUAAUAACGCACACACUCAACAUAGCCCCGCACUAGGGAAACCCUGUGUCGCGGGUGCCAUGGACACACACAUAGACAACCACAAAUUACACCCAAACU